AUUCUCACUCAUUAUUUCAUGCUACUUCAUCUCAUUCUAACAAUACACCAUCAAAACUUUUACUUGGUAUAGCUUUUUUGUGACAAAGAAGAAUUGGUGAAAGAAAGAAAAUCCAAAUAACUGUGUGAGUCACAUUACACAUGAAUGGUGAUUAUUUGUGUAUAUUGUCUUAACUUUUAGACUUUUAUUUUCUUCUAUCUCAAUUAUAAUAUAGUAUUAUUAUUUUUUUUAAAUGAUAUUUUAAUUGUGUUUUUGUUUGACGAUAAGAUAUACAAAUUUAAUUCUCAUGAUAAAGCUUAGUUUUAACUAAUUAUACUACAAUUUUGUCCCGUGUAGGUUGGACCACUUCGAUUUUCGUGGAUACACAUAGUUUGGUUGUAACCCAUAUAAAAAUUAUUUUUAAAAUUAAUUACACUUUUUAAAAACUUUUAAAUGGAGUAACGUGGAUCAUAUUCGAAUUAGCAUUGUGAAACACGUCUAAUUUAUAUAUUUAUGCAAUCACUUUAAGUGGGGCGGACCAAUGCAUCUACCCAGUUCUUGGUGUUAUAAGUUUAAAGUUAUGUAGCAAUUAGUAUUUAAGUAGAGUAGUAACCCGACAUAUAAAAAUAAAACCAAAACAAAAUAAAAUUUGAAAAGCACAAGAGUAGAAUCGAAGACAAAAGGUAUAUAAUAGCUUACCAAAAUAAGCUAUGGAAAUGGAAGAAGGUUCAGAGACAAGAGAGUUGGAAUGGAAGAAAAUAAGAACAAGAUUUAUAGUGGAACUGAAGAAAGUAGUUGUUAUAGCUGCACCAAUGGUGGCCUCAUCUAUGUUGCAAAACCUUCUACAAGUAGUAUCGGUGAUUAUGGUUGGACAUCUUAAUAAGUUGUCUCUUUCAAGUGUUUCCAUUGCUACAUCUAUCACUAAUGUCUCUGGCUUUAGUAUUUUGUCAGGGAUGGCUGGUGGAAUAGAAACUUUAUGUGGACAGGCUUAUGGAGCAGGACAAUUUGAAAAACUGGGAAUUUACACCUACACUGCAGUAAUAUCCCUUGCCAUGGUUUGUGCACCAAUCACUAUUUUAUGGAUUUUCAUUGAUAAGAUCUUAAUUUUCAUUGGCCAAGACCCUGAGAUUUCCAUUAAAGCACGUACAUAUGCUCUUUGGCUAAUACCAGGACUAUUUGGCUCAGCAAUUCUCAAACCCCUAACACGUUUUUUCCAGACCCAAAGCAUUCUUUCUCCUAUGAUUAUAAGCUCCUUAAUAGGUUUGUGCUUCCAUGGAGUAGCUUGUUGGGUCUUAGUAUUUAAAUUGGAGUUGGGAUCUGUUGGCACGGCAAUUGCCUUCAGCUUAGGAAUUUGGUUGAAUGUUGUAAUACUUUUAUACUUCGUCAAGUAUUCUUCUGCUUGUGAGAGAACAUGUGUGCCAUUUUCAAAGAAGGCUUUCCUUGGAUUUAGAGAAUUCUUUGCCCUUGCUGUUCCUUCUGCUGCUAUGGUUUGUCUUAAAUGGUGGGCAUGUGAGGUGAUUUUCUUGCUAGCUGGACUUCUUUCUAAUCCGGAGUUGGAGACAUCAGUUCUCUCUAUAUGCAUGUCCAUCUCUACACUGCACUUCACUAUAUCUUUUGGACUUGGCGCUGCUACUAGUACACGAGUUUCAAAUGAAUUAGGGGCAGGAAAUCCAAAAGCAGGCCAUUUUUCUGUUUGUACGGCUAUGAUCCUUGCAGUGAUAGAAGUUGUUAUUGUCAUCAUAAUCCUGUUUGGAUGCAGAUAUGUCUUGGGUUAUGCUUUUACCCAUGAUAAUGCGCUUGUUCAUUAUGUGGCUAUUAUGACCCCUUUUCUGUGUGCAUCAAUAUUUACAGAUAGCCUGCAAGGUGUUCUUUCAGGGGCUGCUAAAGGAAGUGGCUGGCAACGUGUUGGAGCCUAUGUGAAUCUUGUAGCAUUUUAUUUAUUAGGAAUUCCUGUAGGUGUAGUGUUGGGCUUCGUUGUACAUUUCAAAGCAAAGGGCCUUUGGAUGGGAAUAGUAUGUGGUUCCAUCGUGCAGACAAUUUUCCUUUCCAUUAUUAAUGCUCGUACAGAUUGGAAAAAACAGGCAAUAAUGGCAAGAGAGAGAGUAUUUCAUGAUGCUACUUAGGAUGGAUGUGUAAUAGAUCUCAUGAUUGAUGCUUAAAGUUAAUGGGAGCAAUUUUUAUAUUAUGCAUAUAUUGGAAAAUUCGUAAGAAAUCAACUGGAAUAUUGAUUAUUAUGAGUUGACUAGUUAAACAAAUUGUUAGUUAUAUAGCAGUUUCAAAUUCUUGUUAUGUUGGUUAUUAGUUGAAGAAAAAAUAAACUCUAUAAUCACUCAUGUAAAGUUCCAAACUAUAAAU
Messenger RNA from Vicia villosa (hairy vetch), 2334 nucleotides. RefSeq names its product protein DETOXIFICATION 12-like. The coding region runs from base 690 to 2102 and encodes 470 amino acids. Gene Ontology annotation, cellular component: membrane. NCBI's taxonomy places the organism in Eukaryota, Viridiplantae, Streptophyta, Magnoliopsida, Fabales, Fabaceae. The transcript has 8 exons. Gene Ontology annotation, molecular function: xenobiotic transmembrane transporter activity; antiporter activity. The record is from RefSeq and is a predicted model, not a curated record. Gene Ontology annotation, biological process: xenobiotic detoxification by transmembrane export across the plasma membrane.